Caenorhabditis remanei is the source of this 1029-nucleotide messenger RNA. RefSeq lists its product as uncharacterized. Gene Ontology annotation, molecular function: transmembrane signaling receptor activity. The transcript is spliced from 6 exons. The record is from RefSeq and is a predicted model, not a curated record. Gene Ontology annotation, biological process: sensory perception of chemical stimulus. Bases 1 to 1029 code for a protein of 342 amino acids. NCBI's taxonomy places the organism in Eukaryota, Metazoa, Nematoda, Chromadorea, Rhabditida, Rhabditidae. Gene Ontology annotation, cellular component: membrane.
AUGAUUCUAAAACGUCCCAUCUUUCAGGCCCGCCAAGUGUCGUUCGACCCAUUAUACCGUUCCAGUCAAUACUACACAUUCUUCUCCUCCGUCAUCGCACUCAUCCCACUGACUUUUCUUAUUUAUUUUCAACUUCGGAAUUCGACAUUCAACGAUAAUGUCAAAUUUUUAUACAUGCUCUAUUUCGCAGAGAUUUUGCUCUCGGUCUUUAAUAAUGUCGUCGUUUUUUCCCACCACGUCAUCACCCCAAUCUACGCUGAAAAUAAUUGUGACCUACUGGUAGACACCCUGAAAAAUAAGGUGUUCCAAAAUAUCGGUGUGUUCGGGGUGUCCUGCCCAAUGCUCACAAUUCUCGGUAUUACUUUCGAACGUCUAUUGGCUCUUAUUUUUGCACACUGCUAUGAACGUGUUCGCCUAUGCAUCGGACUCAUUAUUGGCGUUAUUGCAGUUGUCUGUGAUAUGGUACUGGUCUGGUUCUUUUUCCGGUAUGAGACAUUUGAACAACCAUCGAUUUCUUAUUUUAUGGUACCGGAUAGCUCUGGGUAUAGGAUGAAUAUUUUGUGCUGGUGGCUGUUGGCUGCAAAUGCGGCAAAUCUGGUUUUCAAUUAUAUACUGGUCAAAGUUAAUGUGGCAUUGAAGAAAAAAUGGCGCUCCUCCCUCUCCACCCGUUUCCAAAUGGAAGAGAACAUCAUCACCACCAAAUUCUCCACCUUCAUCUCAUUCGUGCACGUCUUCUUCUUCUCACUCUACCUCAUUUUCACCCUUGGAAUCCGCUUGUUUGGCUCCAACUUUCUCACGACGCCUGCCGAUUUUGUAGCCGUCCGCGGUGUUUACAUUACAAUUCCCACGUAUAACCUUGUGAUUGGCGUCGCUUCGUGUAUCUAUUUACGACGAUUGAAGGGUGAGAAAUCUGCAAAAGUUCACGCGGAAGUCACCUUCAAGUACGCCGGUUAUGAAGCAGCACAAAUUCAUGAGGAGGCCAUGUUGAGUAUUUGGAAAACACACUCCUCGAAGAAGAGCAUAUUUUAA